GGCCAAGGAAUGUUGCUGGCUUGGAAGCUGAAGGGGCUGGAGCUGAGGGCCUCCCUGUCACAGCAGAGGGAACAUCUGGCUCCCAGGAGACGUAGCAGGCUGGGGGCCUAGGGCUGCAGGGGAACCCAGCUCCUCCUGACGGGGGGGCCCCACCCCAGCCUCAACCCUGACCCAGAGGCAGAGUCUGAUCCGGAACUGGGAGGACAGCCAUGUAUGGUCUGUGGAAAUCACAGCAGUGGCUAGGACCCGCCCUCCAGCCUGGCCCAAGCCUCCACCCCACCUCACCCUGCUUCCGUCCUACCCGCAGCCUGGCUGCAUCCACGGGGGACCUCAGCCGACUCGGGGAUCUCAGCGGACUCACACCCCUUGGGGCAGCCCAAGCCCCUCCAGCGCUGACCCAGAACGCACAGCCCCAGCCUAAAGGAAGGCUGGCUGCCCUCUCGGGGCCAUGAACCAGAGGACCACGCUGGCGCUGCUGGCGCUGGCCGUCAUCACCAUCUUUGCCUUGGUUUGUGUCCUGCUGGCCGGCAGAAGUGGAGAUGGAGCCCCUUCAGGCCAGCUGCCCCCAUGCCCAUCGGCCGCGCCCACCCGCUACGGCGGCCCCCUGCCCUACCACCGGCGCCCCGUGCUGGCCCGAGAGUACCAGGACGUCGACAGCAUGCUCUUCGACCACGAGCUGCCCCAGGCCGCGGGGCUUCUCCACCACUGCUGCUUCUACGCACCCGGCCGGCUGGUGACGAUGACCACAGCGCCCCGUGGCCUGCAGUCAGGGGACCGGGCCACCUGGUUCGGCCUGUACUACAACGUCUCGGGUGCCGGCGUCUUCCUGCAGCCCGUGGGGCUAGAGCUGCUGGUGGACCACGGCGCCCUGGACCCGGCCCGCUGGGCCGUGCGGCAGGUGUUCUUCCAGGGCCGCUACUACGAGAGCCUGAGCAGGCUGGAGCACCUGUUUGAGGCCGGCCUGGUGAAGGUGGUGCCGGUCCCUGACAAUGGCACGGGUGGGGCCUGGUCCCUGAAGUCGCCGGUGCCCCCGGGCCCUGCUCCCCCUCUGCAGUUCCACCCCCAGGGCCCCCGCUUCAGCGUCCAGGGCAGUCGCGUGACCUCCUCCCUGUGGGCCUUCUCCUUCGGCCUCGGCGCCUUCAGUGGCCCAAGGGUCUUUGACGUCCGCUUCCAGGGUGAGAGGGUGGCCUACGAGAUCAGCGUCCAGGAGGCCCUGGCCGUCUACGGGGGCAACUCUCCGGCGGCGAUGCUGACCCACUACAUGGACGGCAGCUUUGGCAUUGGCAAGUACACCACGCCCCUGACGCGCGGGGUGGACUGCCCCUACCUGGCCACCUGCGCGGACUGGCACUUCCUGGUGGGAUCUCAGGCCCCCAAGACCGUCCGCGACGCCCUGUGUGUGUUUGAAUGGAACCAGGGCCUCCCCUUGCGGCGGCACCACUCUGAUUUCUACUCCCGUUACUAUGGGGGCAUCGCGGAGACGGUGCUGGUGGUCAGGUCUGUGGCCACCUUGCUCAACUAUGACUAUGUGUGGGACGUGAUCUUCCACCCCAACGGGGCCAUCGAAGUCAAAGUCCACACCACGGGCUACAUCAGCUCUUCGUUCUUCUUCGGUGCCGCCCCGCGGUACGGGAACCGCGUUGGGGAGCACGCGCUGGGCACGGUCCACACCCACAGCAUCCACUUCAAGGUGGACCUGGACGUGGCAGGACCAGAGAACUGGGUCUGGGCCGAGGACCUGGCCUUCUUCCCCGCGGCUGUACCCUGGCGCCCUGAGCACCAGAUCCAGAGGCUGCAGGUGACCCGGAAGCUGCUCAAGACAGAAGAGCAGGCCGCCUUCCCCCUGGGCGGGGCCGCCCCGCGCUACCUGUACCUGGCCAGCAACCGCAGCAACAAGUGGGGGCACCCGCGGGGCUACCGCGUGCAGACGCUGGGCCCUGCCGGGGAGCAGCUGCCCCCGAACAGCUCCGUGGCAGGGGCCUUCAGCUGGGUGAGGUACCAGCUGGCGGUGACCCGGCGGAAAGAGGAGGAGCCCAGCAGCUCCAGCGUCUUCAAUCAGAAUGACCCCUGGACGCCCACCGUGGAUUUUGCCGACUUCAUCAACAACGAGACCAUCACGGGGGAGGACCUGGUAGCCUGGGUGACAGCUGGAUUUCUGCACAUCCCACACGCAGAGGACGUCCCCAACACAGUGACAGUGGGGAACGGGGUGGGCUUCUUCCUGCGGCCCUACAACUUCUUCGACGAGGACCCCUCCUUCCGCUCUGCCGACUCCGUGUACUUCCGGGAGGGCCAGGACCCUGGCUCCUGCUCACUCAACCCCCUGGCCUGCCUGGCCCGGGCCGCUGCUUGUGACCCCGGCCUCCCUGCCUUCUCCCACGGGGGCUUCUCGCACAACUAGGGGCGGUCGAGGGACAGCCAGCCUGGCUCCCCGCGUCCUUUCUCAGCCCCUGUGCGGCCCUCCAUCCCUCUGUCCUCCGUGCCCACCUCCCCUGGGGCAUCUGAGCCUGGGUGCCCAUCGCGGAAGCCUGGGUCCCGCUGGUCCCGCUGGUCCGCUGUGCUGAGCCCCAGUAGGGAGGAGGGGCGGCCCAGGCAGAGCCCAAGUGGUGUCCGGCUGUGCCCAGAUGAUGCCCAAAUGCUCUGUUUUCUUGUUUGUAUGAAUGAGACUUCCUUCACUGUUUAUUUAUUUAACUUUUUUUCUUUUU
Fukomys damarensis (Damara mole-rat) is the source of this 2705-nucleotide messenger RNA. RefSeq names its product membrane primary amine oxidase. Gene Ontology annotation, cellular component: early endosome; plasma membrane; Golgi apparatus. Lineage: Eukaryota; Metazoa; Chordata; Mammalia; Rodentia; Bathyergidae. The transcript has 5 exons. The record is from RefSeq and is a predicted model, not a curated record. Bases 449 to 2401 code for a protein of 650 amino acids. Gene Ontology annotation, molecular function: quinone binding; copper ion binding; primary methylamine oxidase activity. Gene Ontology annotation, biological process: amine metabolic process; response to antibiotic.